Lepisosteus oculatus (spotted gar) is the source of this 2831-nucleotide messenger RNA. It is a transcript of the gene dph7, whose product is annotated as diphthamide biosynthesis 7. Gene Ontology annotation, biological process: protein histidyl modification to diphthamide. The record is from RefSeq and is a predicted model, not a curated record. NCBI's taxonomy places the organism in Eukaryota, Metazoa, Chordata, Actinopteri, Semionotiformes, Lepisosteidae. Gene Ontology annotation, cellular component: cytoplasm. Gene Ontology annotation, molecular function: protein binding; diphthine methylesterase activity.
UCUGUAAGAAACGAACACCCCAUUGUCUCUGCUCCUGGGCUGACUGUGGCUCUGGGGAUUGUGUAUACUUGAAUCAGGUCCCCUCGCCGUGUUUGUUCGUAUCUGUUGCUGAUGGAGCACUAAAGGAAAUAUUGCGUGUAGAACACUUUAUGUGCUUUAGGUGAGACAGUGAUUUAACAGAUGACGUACACACUGCUUUUAAAUAUAGACGUGCUUUUGUCCUUCUCGGAGUUUGCCGUUCUUUAUUUCUCCUGGGGAAAGGUAGUCGAUAUAAAGCAUAUAGCUACCGUUAAGAAGUGGAGACGUCCCGAACAAAACAGGGGAACUGUAAAAAUAUGCGUUCUGUUCUCCAAAUGGCCGGUUCUCCUGUCCAUCAACACCCAGCGCUCGGGUCAGGGGGCGGGGCCGCAGCCGUGACCCGGAAGCGCUGGCGCGGCUGCGUGUGUAGAGAGGGGGUAGCGUGAAGCUAGGUUCUCCGCGAGCGAGCCCUGUGCAGUAUGUGCGUACUGAUCGCUCGCCAUGGCAGCGCGGUCUCGAACCCGGAGCCUGCAGGUGGUGGACACGGAGCUGAGCGCCGACGCAGUGGAGUGGUGCCCGGUGCCAGGCUGGCACAGCUGGCUGGCCUGUGGGACCUACCAGCUGCUGAGACCCGUAGAGAAGGCUGGUGCAGAGACUGAUCCCCCAGUCCGCGUUGGGCGGCUGUACCUGUACCAGUUCAGUCAGGAGGGGGCACCGUCUCCCCCACUACAAGAGCUGCAGCGCAUAGACACCCCUGGCAUCUUGGACAUCAAGUGGUGCCAUGUGCCCGUGUCAGAUCGGCCCUUGCUGGGCUCAGCCAGUUCUAGCGGAGAGUUGCAGCUGUACAGGCUGGGAGGCACACAGGAAGCCAGCUGUGCCCUGGAGGCGGUCUCUAGCCUGGAGUUAGGCCCUGAUAGGCUGGCACUGUCCCUGGACUGGUCCAGUGGGCGGGGAGACAGCGCGGGGCUGAGGACAGUGUGCAGUGACUCUCAGGGCUGUGUCAGUGUGGUGUCUGUGGACGGCGCAGCACCGACUCUCCUCUCCCAGUGGACGGCCCACAGUUUUGAGGCCUGGAUAUCUGCCUUCAGCUACUGGGACACGCAGCUCCUGUACUCAGGUGGAGAUGACUGCAGACUGAAGGGCUGGGACCUGAGGGUGGGAACCUGCCCUGUGUUCACCAGCAAAAGGCACUCCAUGGGCGUGUGCAGUAUCCACAGCAACCCGCACCGCGAGCACAUCCUGGCUACAGGCAGCUACGAUGAACACGUGCUGCUGUGGGACGGCCGAUCCCUGCGCGAGCCUCUCGCCGACAGCGCGCUGGGGGGGGGGGUGUGGAGGCUGAAGUGGCACCCCACUCAGCAGCGCCUCCUGCUGGCUGCCUGCAUGCACAACGACUUCCAUAUCCUGGACUGCCACCCCGUGCUGGACGGGAGCUCCGGACACUGUCCUGUCCUGGCCUCCUACAUCCUGCACAACUCCCUGGCCUACGGAGCGGACUGGUCCCGCCUGAGCCUGGGGGAGCCCCUGCCCCAGACGCCCCCCCAAGAAGAAAGAGACGAGGAGGAGGAGGAGGAGGAGGAGGAGGAGGCAGCCCAGGUGGGGCACGUGCGCAUCCAGUACGAGUCGCCGACGGGCAGCUUCGACACCUCCCUCGAGGACGAGGCGGGGCGCUACAUCCCCGACGCCCUGCCCCCCCGGGCGCCGGCCCCCCCCGCCCUUCCUCCUCCGCGCCCCUCCGACGCCGACGCCCCCCUCUCAAGCCUGCUGGCCAGCUGCUCCUUCUACGACCACGUGCUUCACGUGUGGCGCUGGGACUGGCGCCGGGCCGCCGGGAGGGAGGGGUCCGCCCCCGCGCCACGCGGCACCCCCCCAACUGGGCCAGAGCGGGGCGCCGACCAGUCCUAGCAGACAGGCAACAGGUCAGUGCCAGCCUGCCUGGGGGGCUGCCGUCCAGUCAGGGGACACUGGCCCACCUCUGCCCUCUCUGCUACAUCGCGGCUGGGGCAUCCACCGAAACCGCCCCGCGCUCUUUCGAUCCAAAGGCUUCCCGUUAAGAUUCCGGCCCUUCACAUUCCCCAACCGGCCCCCGCGCGCUUGUACGGCAACGGGACUGGGACCGCGAUAAUGCGUUCGGGGAAAACCGGAGCGUUUACACCUGAAGGGGCGCCAGGCCCUCCCCCCUUCUCUUCCCCCCCCCCCGGAUGUAACGGGGAUGGGCGACUCCCCGAUCCUGGCGGGCUGGAACCCUGCAGGUUUUACAGGACUUCCGUCAGCCCUCGCCACCGCCCGAAAAACGAGCCACCCCAAAGACCUGGAGAAUCGGCUCCGCUCAAUCAGAUCCGAGGCGGAAGGAGAGCCUGAGCCGCCCCCGAUUUCCCAGUGCUGACGAGCCCUUGAGCUGCCAGUCGGGUCCCCCCCGUGAUGAAUUCAAGUAACGAGGGCCUUCCUGCAGCAGAGCAGACGAGAGGGCUCACGCUGCGAGAAUUGCAGCUUCAAAACCGGCGGGAUUGUGGGGGGCUCUGGCCGUACCUGCUGUAGUUUGGGGGUACGGGGUGGAAGUGGGGAUAGGAGUUGCUUUACAGAUGAUAAGACACCAGCAUUGGUGAUCGCUGAGGACUGGAGUUCAGUAUCCUGUUUCCAGCAGUGGAGAGCUCAUCCAUCUCCAUCAUUAACUGCUCCUUUUCCUUCAUUUUUCUAAAGUCUAAACUGCAUGGCAAGGCCGUUACUUGUUCAUACUCUGGAGGGCUACCAAACCUGUACAGGGAAUGCAGUAACUGUGUAGCAACAGCAUUAAUAAAGACAUCCUUUUGGUA